Molecule: messenger RNA, 2919 nt
Organism: Rotaria sp. Silwood2
Lineage: Eukaryota; Metazoa; Rotifera; Eurotatoria; Philodinida; Philodinidae
Source: the annotation of a GenBank genome assembly
AUGACAUCUAAUCUUAAUGCUAAUACUUCAAAUAAGAAGAUUAAUAAGAAUCUUUCUUUCUCGAUCAAAACAAGAUUUACAUUCAUCAAAGUAAAUUAUGGUUAUGAAGCGUACAAGUUAUAUCAAUAUUAUGAAAGAAUUAUGAUUAAAACAGUACGUCUUUCAUGUGACCUGAAAUUUUUAAAUGAAUGUAGAAAAAACAAUGUUGUUCCAAUAUUUCUUCAAUUCAAUGUUGCAAAUGAAAUGCUAUUGUAUUCAAAUGCAUACAAACAGUGUCAACGUAUCCUUUUGAAUGAAGAAAUUAAUUUAAAAAAGAAAAAUAUAAAAUAUUUAUCUAAGUCAAGAAGAGAUGCAUAUAAUGAAUUGGUUAAUAUUUUUCCACUUGAAAUUAUUACGGAAAUUAAUCAGAUCAUUUCUUCACUUCAAAUUGAAGAACAACAUGAGAAAUAUUUUACACAUUAUAAAAAAUUAAACGGUUUGAUUUUAAAAAGAAACCAACAACAACAGCAACAACAACAACAAAGAACAAAUCGUGUAUAUACUUUCUUUAAUACCAGCUCCAGAAAUGAAAUGAUAUAUACAACUUAUAAUAAUAAUAAUCAUAAGGAAAAAUUAGUAUGGAAUUUAUCAGGUCGAAAGUUAAACUCAGAAGAAUUGCACGUAUUAGAAAAAGGAUUGACUUACAAUCGUGCUGGUAAAAUAAAUCGUUCUCAAGUUAUUUCAAAUGUUGAAUACUUAUUUCGUCGUACAUCUGGUGUUCAAAAAGAAGUACUUGAUUAUAAAAAAUGGGACGAAGAACCUGAUAAUAUGAUCAAUAAAGAUGUUCGAAUUUUAGAACCAAAACAAUUAUCACUUGCAGCAAAUUUAAAAAAUGCAACAGAAAAAUUUUUCAAUCAUGCCAACAUAUCAGUAGCAACAAGAAGAAAAAAAUAUUUAAAUGAAAAAAACGAAGAAAAUAUUUUAUUAAAUUUAUCAAAAGAUCCAUCGAUUUUAAUUACAAAACCUGAUAAAGGUCGUGGUACAGUUAUACUUGAUCGUAAUUAUUACAUCAAAACGAUGGAAUCAAUGUUAAAUAAUAAAUCAAAAUUUACCUUGUUAAAGGAAGAUCCAACAAUUUCUCGGGAAAAUUCUUUAACAAACCUGUUGCUACAAAUUAAAAAUGAACAAUACUUGACACAAAAAGAAUAUCAAUAUAUUAGACCAGUCGGUUCAAUUUCAGCAAGAUUAUAUGGUUUACCUAAGGUGCACAAAACUCAAAUUAAUGUACCUUUACGACCAAUCGUUUCAUGCGUACAAUCAUAUAAUUACCGACUCGGAAAAUAUUUAGCCAACAUCAUCAAGCCAAUUCGUCACAGUAAUUAUUCAUUGAAGAACAACAUGGAUUUCUUACAAUUCUUACGAAAUAAUUCAGAUUUAUUGAAAAACAAUAAAAUGAUUAGUUUCGAUAUAGAAAGUUUAUUUACAAAUAUUCCUGUUAAUGAAACUAUCGACAUUAUAUGUGAUAAACUAUAUUGUAGAGAUCCAAAAUUAAGACCUUUUAUUCCUGAAUAUUAUUUUCGCCAAUUAAUAGAGUUUGCAACUAGGCGUACUCAUUUUCUCUUCAAUAACAAAUAUUACGACCAGUCAGAUGGUGUUUCCAUGGGAACACCAUUAGCCGCAAUAUUUGCUGAAGUAUUUAUGGCACAUUUUGAAGAGACUUAUUUGCCGAUUUUAUUGAAUCAAAUAGAUUCUAAGUUACUUGCAUGGCGUCGUUAUGUUGAUGAUACAUUUGUUAUUGCUCAGAUGGAUGCAAAUUAUGAUGAAAUUAAACAAGUAUUAAAUUCAUUUCAUCCUUGUAUUAAAUUUACUGUCCAACCUGAAAUUGAUGAUACGAUGGCUUUUCUUGACGUUUUAGUCAAACGACAUGAUAAAGGUUAUGAUACAACAGUUUACAGGAAAAACACAGCGACAAAACUUAUGUUAAAAUGGCAUAGUUUAGCUCCAAAAGCUUAUAAAACAACAUCAAUCUCACCAUUAGUAACAAGAGCAAUUAGAAUAUGUUCUACAUACAAAUUAUUACAUAAUGAACUUGAAUAUAUUCGAAUGAUGGCUAAUUAUAAUGAUUAUCCUCUUCGAUUUGUUGAGAACAUUAUAUGCAAGCAACUAAAUAAAUAUUAUGAAUCAACAGCAGCAGCAAAUAAAAUUCAACAGCGUGUAGAUCAGAAGAAAAAGUAUUCAUACAUUGAAUUACCUUAUGUUGGUCGUGCAAGUUAUGAAUUCGGAAAAAAACUUAAAAAACUUAUUAAAAUCAAUGAUUCAACAUCUGAUCUUCGUGUAAUUUAUCGAGCAACAAAUCCAACAAAAAGAUUCUUUCCAACAAAAGAUCCACUUGAUGAUAAUCAAAAAGCUGGUGUUGUAUAUCAAAUAACCUGCAAUGAUUGUAAGAAAACUUACAUCGGGAAAACUAUUCGACAAACAGCAAGACGUUUGAACGAACAUGAGAAAGACACAGAAAAAGCCCAGAUGUACAUUCAAAGAUUAUUUUCAUAUACGCACCGAACCAGCGAACAAAAUCGAAAGAAAAAAGGAAUACAUGAAGGUUGUAUACAAAAGAAUAUAUCAACUGAAAAUUUACGUCGAAGCAAACGAAUAGCAGAAAAACAAAACCAAAUUCUCCAUCAACAACAACCGAUACUUCAUGAAGAAUCCGGAUACACACCUAAAUCAGCUGUUGGCAAACAUGUUAAACAAACUGCACAUUCGAUCGAUUUCAAAAAUGUGCAAAUCUUAGACCAAGAUUCAUUACCUACUCGCUUGCUCAUUAAAGAAUCACUUCAAAUACGUGAUAAAAAACCAAUUCUAAAUGCCACCGACACCUCUAUUCCACUUUAUGUCUAUCCCGAAGGAACCAACGAACGAUCAACAACCACAACAAAAUAA